AUGGAUGAUGUUGAUGUUGAUGAUGAUGAAAGCAGCAGUCGAUCUGCUGUGCUGAUACUGUUCAGUGUGCUGCCUACAUCUGUGGUUUCUAGACUGUGGCAUCACAACAGCUGCGUGGUGUGUCCUUCCAGUUUAUGGUUUAUCUGGUGUGGGAACCUGCGAACAGAGCCAAAUACAGACCCAGCAAAUCCUGUACCAACUCCUUUUGGGGGGGGUGGCUAUCGAUUGGGUGCAGCACCAGAAGAGGAGUCUGCUUAUGUGUCUGGAGAGAGGAGACAGCCCAGUAGUUCACAAAAUGUAAACGUGGUGCUGAAACUCUGGAAGACUGGUUUUAGCCUUGAUGAUGGGGAGCUUAGGAACUACAGUGAUCCUGGAAAUGCCCUCUUCCUGGAGGCUAUCCGCAGAGGGGAGAUUCCUCUGGAAUUGAGACAGCGUUCCCGGGGUGGUCAGGUAAAUCUGGACAUGGAGGACCAUCGGGAUGAAGAUUUCUCCAAACCCAAAUCAGCGUUCAGAGCUUUUACUGGAGAAGGACAGAAACUCGGCAGUGCAACGCCAGAGCUGGUGUCACUCCAGAGAAGCCCGCAGGACCAGGCUGCCAGUGAAGCUCAGGCUACUGCUUCCAUCAGUUUGGACAGCUCUCAACCUGUCACCAGCAUCCAGAUCAGACUGGCCGAUGGAGGCCGACUGGUGCAGAAAUUCAACCAUACUCACAGGAUUUUGGAUGUGCGUCAGUUUGUUGCAAGUGCUCGACCCGCUUUAGCUGCUGCAGAGUUCGUUCUCAUGACAACCUUUCCCAACAAAGAGCUGAUGGACGAGAGUCAAACGCUGAAGGAUGCCAACCUGUUGAAUGCCGUCAUUGUCCAGCAGCUAAAGUGACAGUGCUUUCUAUUGGCCUGGCUCUAUAAAAGCACUCUUGAGUUUUCCUUGCCUCUGAGUUGGAGAUACCAGGACUAAAAGGACUUCUAAUUACUUAAUUUUGUUUCCUUUAGUGAUGUGUAUUUCCUCUGUGACAGUUUUGGGGGCAGUGGGUAGUUCUGGUUAAACGUAAUGAGAUGAGAGGAAAGCAAUCACACUGUGAUAUAGAUAAAAGGAAGGAGAAAGGAUUGAAGUGGAGAUCAAACAAAUUUGACAGUUUUAGAAUAACGAUGAAAUUCAAACAAAUUCAGAUUGAAAUAAAGAGCUUUUUGAAGAGUUUUGACAAUUUUACCUCGGUGACUAUCUUGCAGAUAACUGCUGCUUCUCAUUUGGUGUUUUUGAUCUCCCCAUUUCUUUCCUCUCUGUUUAUUCCCUCUCAACAUUACUCAGAACAAAAGCAGCCUUAUAUUUUAGCCCCUUGCAGUGAUACUGACCUCAAAUUUCAAGAAUAACCUCAAUUGUCAAUGAAAAAUAAGGUUUCAACUAGAUUUGUUUGGCUGGCACAUUAUAUUGAGAUUUAUUUUUGUUUUUUCCUGAUUAUACAAUAGUUAUAAACAAAGUUAUUAGUUGGUUGGUUAACUGCCAAUUUCAGUUUUGGAAGCCUCUGCUGGUUAACUUAUCAGUGGCUAUCUUGUAUUCUAUGCAGCAACUGACUAUAAAACUGGACUCACUGCGUGAUUGUGUAAACCUGCUAUUAAACCCCUCUGUCUGGCAUUGGAGAGCACUUUUUUUCCC
Molecule: messenger RNA, 1650 nt
Organism: Xyrauchen texanus (razorback sucker)
Lineage: Eukaryota; Metazoa; Chordata; Actinopteri; Cypriniformes; Catostomidae
Gene: nsfl1c
Product: NSFL1 (p97) cofactor (p47)
Exons: 7
Coding region: 1-876 (291 amino acids)
Biological process (GO): membrane fusion; proteasome-mediated ubiquitin-dependent protein catabolic process; Golgi organization
Cellular component (GO): nucleus; cytosol
Molecular function (GO): ubiquitin binding
Source: RefSeq, a predicted model, not a curated record